Penicillium argentinense is the source of this 516-nucleotide messenger RNA. RefSeq lists its product as uncharacterized. The coding region runs from base 1 to 516 and encodes 171 amino acids. The transcript has 2 exons. The record is from RefSeq and is a predicted model, not a curated record. Lineage: Eukaryota; Fungi; Ascomycota; Eurotiomycetes; Eurotiales; Aspergillaceae.
AUGAGGACCGCUGGUCACGCUCUUACCGGCCGUGUUUCAGACAGCUCGGCGACGCUCUCGUCGCAAGUCAAGCUCGAGGCAUUCAAGCGGCCUUCUUCUUCAACCACGGCAGACUCAAUCGAUCGCGGGACGCUUCCCCUUCGGCAAUCGCCCGGAAUUGAUUUUCGCAACACGAAGGCCUGCCGGCGCAAGACAACCUCGGUGGUUGACAAGCUGUCCCGCGUUCCCAUACCUUGCGACCUGCUCGACUUUACCCUACCUGCCCUCUCCUUCACGCCCUGCGACCAUCCUCCCCUCCGACCCUUCCAUUCCCAUCGGCUCGCACAUUAUUGGAAUCAUCCAGCUCGCAGGAACCAGUUCCUGUUGACUGGAUUGCAUUCGUUUCUCUGUCGCCCUUGCCCGCGGGCUGCGCGCCGCGACCCUCGGCGCCUUUGUCCUCCCGCCGCUAGACGACCCCCUCAACUGCGACUUGCCUCCGUCGACUCCGAACCACCUCCCCGCUGCGUCGUCAACUAA